Messenger RNA from Caenorhabditis sp. 36 PRJEB53466, 2137 nucleotides. The record is from the annotation of a GenBank genome assembly. NCBI's taxonomy places the organism in Eukaryota, Metazoa, Nematoda, Chromadorea, Rhabditida, Rhabditidae.
AUGGUGAGAAACAUGAGUGCAGCCGAUUCAGAUGGCCCGUUCAGGAUCUGAUCAAGAAAAAAUUCGACAAGAAGAAAAAGAAGGCGACGACGAAGAAAGGCCAGCAGAAGGCGGCGAAGAAUCCGGCUCAGAAGAAGGCGUCGAAGGACAAGAAGAAGAAAAAGAAGGCGAACAAGAAGAAGCAGAGCGAUUCCAGCUCCGAUAGUUCUGACAACUCGGACGACAGCCAACGCGUUCGGUUGAAAGCGGUUCAGUCGAAGCUGGCAGUCGAUGCGGCGAACAUUGACAAAAAGUACCGGAUGACCGGAUCGCUCAUCAAAAAACCCGAGAAUCCGGAGGGAUUCGCUCGGAAAGUUCUGGAAGCGGAGUGGAAGGAAAUGGUGAUUGAUCCGAAAGUGCCACUGGAAACUGUGAGGACUCUCGACGUAUAUCUGAAAAACCGUGCAGAACUCAAAUCGACGGAUCAUGUUGUGAUUGCAGAAAAGUAGGAAAGGGGAUGGUUCUGGAUAUCAGAGACGUUUCAGAGUGGACGACGACGAGAAGAAGGCGACGACGCGUCUGAAAGUGCUCACAAAGUUCGACGAAGGUCGUUUCGCGGGCAUCUACAUGGUUCAGAACGAAGCGGCCGUCAAGUGAUUAUUUCUUCCAUUCGAACUUUCAAAUAGUCUCUUCACUUCCAGCAACGACGUCGUUUCGAUCUCCAACGGGCGGUUCAUGAUGAAAACGGCGCUCCGUCAGCUGUCCAGUCAUCAGAUUACGUAUCGUCUUUCGGUAGAACGCACCUGAAUCCAAGAGAAAACCGUGCUAUUUCAGAGAGAAAUAAACAUUCUCAAGUCGUUUUGGUCGAAGAAGGAGGAUGCUCCACAACGUCUUCCGCCUAUCCUCUACGAUGGACGCAUUCUCGGAGUACCAUUUUACGGUAACUCAUUCGUAAAAAAACUGUAACUGUUUUCAUUUCAGUCACCAACAUCUACGACAUUAAUCUUGAAAAGUGUCGUGAAGAGAUGGGCGGAGGCAAUUUCUGCUCCAAAUCAAUGUUCCUUAUCGCCCAGGAAGUCAUGUUGGCUAUCAAAGUUUCUCAAUUCUCUUCCCCAAUCACUUGACAUAUUUUUCAGUUUCUCCAUCGUCAUCAGCUCGUUCAUCGAGAUAUCAAACCACACAAUAUCGUUUUGAGUCUUCAGAAUCGUGAUCAGUGGUUCCUGAUUGACUUUGGCGAUACUGUUGGUGUUAGUAGAACAUCGUCGUGAGUUUGAGAAGUGAAUAAAAUCAAAAUGUUUGUUCGAUGACAGCCUGAGUCCUCCUGAUGGACAGACUCUUCCGUUCGUCUCUCGUGAAGGACACGAUCAGCUUCUGGCGAGCGCUCCGACCACAUACCAACAGGAUCUCGACUCGUGGUUCCUCACGAUCAUUGACAUGUCAGUUACUCACCCUUCCUAUACCUAAACUGUUGAUAUUUCAGGUACAAGUCACUUCCAUGGCGUGACAAUCCGAAGAUCGAUCAAGUGGCGAAGGAGAAGAAAGAAUUCUUCAAGAAUCCCGUUCCUUUCCUCUCUGAUCUGCCUCCACAAAUGUCUGAGAUCUUCAAACUUCUGAAAACGGACGCUGCUCCGUACACGGCCAUUUCGAGGAAAAUCUCGGAAGGAUUGAGCGAUCCCAAAGAGUCGGGAGGCGCACCAGAAUGGUACGAUCGUCAGGCGACGAGAAAAAUGGCGAAGCAGCAGAGAAAGAAGAAGAAUGACGAUGACACGACGACGACGACGACGACGACACUUGAAGGGGAAGAGCAGGCGGCGCCCACGCGGAAAGACCGAUCAGUCUAUCUGGCUGCCACUGAAGGUGAGCAAGCAGAAAGCUUCCCUGCCAACUGAGCAUGUUCAGGCCCUCGUCCGACUCGCAAGGUGUCGAGAGAAGCGGCUGAGCUGACGGCCAACAAAGUAGCGAGUAUUGUCGAUGAUGGUCCCAAUGCGCCGACGCCUCCAUCUCCGAACCAAAGACAAGGCGAGGAUAAACUUUCCAUGUUGAGACCGUCUCAUGGAAUGUUUCAGAUCGUUCGGUGUAUCUAAAUGACUUCCCAGCUGCUGCUGCUGCGAUAGAUGCGAACAAGAAGAAGUAUCGGUUCAAACCAAAGGCCAAAUGA